CUCAAUACAUCUUCACAAAAUAUCAAAUCCUGUAUGAACGACUUGAUAAGCGCUCUACUCAACUCCGAACUCCCUCGGACCAUCAAAGCGUGACGGCUGAUUUCCACGCACAAAACAUGCCAGGAAACCUUGCCCAAAAAAUCUUUUCUUUUUUUCACCAUUCCACAGCACGCUUGUUGCAUAGAUUUACGGUAACGCCAGCAGCCCCGAAAUGAAGGAUUAUCAACGAGAUUUUAUUGAAUUCUGUUUGGCCAAUGAUGUCCUUCGUUUCGGUUCAUUCACUCUCAAGUCCGGAAGAGUAUCACCCUACUUCUUUAACGCUGGUUUGUUCAACACUGGCAAGUCCAUUACCUCUAUCGGUGGUUUCUAUGCUGCUGCCAUCCGUGACCAGGGUUUCAAAUACGAUGUUCUCUUUGGUCCCGCCUAUAAGGGUAUUCCGCUCGUAGUUGCUUCCUCCAUUGCCUUGUACAACGAACACCAAGUCGACGCUCCUUACUCUUUCAACCGUAAGGAGAAGAAGGAUCACGGUGAAGGCGGCAACAUUGUUGGUUCUCCUCUGGAAGGUGAAAUCUUGGUCGUCGACGAUGUCAUCACUGCUGGUACCGCCAUCAAUGAAUCCAUCCAGAUCAUCAAGUCCUCCAAGGCUUCUUUGUGCGGUGUCAUCGUUGCUGUUGAUCGCGCUGAAAUCGCUCCCGACGGUUCCGGUAAGAGCGCUAUUCAAGCCAUCCAAGAGCAGAACAAUAUUCCCAUCCGUGCCAUCAUCACCAUGGAUCACAUCAUUGAAUUCAUGACCGAGAAGGGUACCUAUGGUAACGAGCUUGAGAUGAUGAAGGCAUACAAGGCUCAAUAUGGCGUCAACCAAUAAAAAAAAAAGAAAGGUCAACGCCGGCUGGAUCCGAUCUAUUACGUGCAUAUGUUUGGAUUCUAUGCGACGGAUAUCUUUUU
Umbelopsis ramanniana AG is the source of this 945-nucleotide messenger RNA. RefSeq lists its product as uncharacterized. Gene Ontology annotation, biological process: pyrimidine nucleotide biosynthetic process; pyrimidine ribonucleoside biosynthetic process; 'de novo' pyrimidine nucleobase biosynthetic process. NCBI's taxonomy places the organism in Eukaryota, Fungi, Mucoromycota, Umbelopsidomycetes, Umbelopsidales, Umbelopsidaceae. Gene Ontology annotation, cellular component: cytoplasm. The transcript has a single exon. Bases 212 to 865 code for a protein of 217 amino acids. The record is from RefSeq and is a predicted model, not a curated record. Gene Ontology annotation, molecular function: orotate phosphoribosyltransferase activity.